AAAUCAUCCCAAACCAUUUCAUCAAUUUCCUUUCCUAAGUCUUACUCUUCCACUCUCAUAAUUACUUUACCCAGAGGGAGACGGGAGGACUGUAGGAUAUUAGAGAGCAAUGGAAACUGUUGUAGCAUCCAAACCAAUGAUUAAAGUUGCUGCCAUUAGUGGGUCUUUAAGGAAAGCCUCUAACAACAGAGGCUUAAUUCGAACUGCUUUGGAGCUUACCAAAGAGUCCAUUAAUGGGAUUGAGAUGGAAUACGUAGACAUUUCACCACUUCCAAUGCUCAACACAGAUUUGGUAGUUGAUGGCAAGUUACCCCCUGCGGUUGAGGCUUUCAGGCAGAAGAUUUUACAGUCUGAUAGCAUCCUUUUUGCUUCCCCUGAAUACAACUAUUCCCUUACUGGACCUCUGAAGAAUGCACUUGACUGGGGUUCACUAUCACCCAAUGUAUGGGCAGAUAAAGCGGCUGCCAUUGUAAGCGCCGGAGGAGGCUUUGGUGGUGCGCGAUCACACUAUCAUCUUCGCCAAGUUGGGGUUUUCCUUGAUCUUCAUUUCAUCAAUAAGCCUGAGUUUUACUUGAACGAGUUUGAGCCUCCUGCAAAGUUCGAUAGCGAUGGCAACCUUAUUGAUGAGGCAUCCAAGGAGAAAAUGAAACAAGUUCUUGUUGCCUUGCAAGCAUUUACCCUGCGACUCCAACCUAAAAACUGAAUAAACAAAUCACUCUUUCUUUUCUCAAUUCUUCCAUUGCUACUAUGAUGAAUUACAAUUUGUCUGUUUGAAAUGCUGCAAUUUGAAACUUGUAAUUUUAUGUACUAAUAAUAACAAAUGCUACUUCGACAGAGGAAAAAAAAUGUAUACGCAUUUCACUGUCAAUUGCCUUGUAAGCGGGCAUACCCUAAAUUUAUGAUACUUCAAUUUCUUUUUUUCAAAUAUUAGUGUUUGAUAUAUAAUAAAUUAUUUUAUGGAUUUUUUCUACCACA
Messenger RNA from Gossypium raimondii (Peruvian cotton), 975 nucleotides. Its product is annotated as NADPH:quinone oxidoreductase-like. The coding region runs from base 110 to 703 and encodes 197 amino acids. The record is from RefSeq and is a predicted model, not a curated record. NCBI's taxonomy places the organism in Eukaryota, Viridiplantae, Streptophyta, Magnoliopsida, Malvales, Malvaceae. The transcript is spliced from 3 exons. Gene Ontology annotation, molecular function: FMN binding; oxidoreductase activity. Gene Ontology annotation, cellular component: cytosol.